AUUAGACUAUUCAAAGUAUGUGCAACAUAAAUAUACAUUGGCCAUCAGUUAUGGUCAUAAGGCGUCCUACAAAACAAAUCAUGAACUUUAAUACUUGGCUUGUAUAACAUUCAUUUGUAUGCGUCGACAUAAGACUUAACUUCUACUUUGCUAUAUUCUGCAUAGUUUGAGAUUCCCAAAUCAAGCAAUAAAUUAAGGUUGAUAAAGAUAUGCAAUCUCUUGCUGCUUAUGGUUAAGGCCUAAAAAACAUUCAUACAAACUUAGCUUAUACAAAAAAUAAAUUAUUUUCUACAAUCAUUAAACUCUUAGAAAUAAGGACCCUUUCACAAAAUCUAACAAUAUAAAAAAAGAACAAGAAAGAUCUUUUGCCAACUAAAGAACCCUUUAAUAAUUCAGUUCAAAUUUGUUAGCCAUUCUUUCUUUGCAUUUAGCAAUUCACUGAAAACUUACAAAAAGAUUAGAAAUUCUCCCAGACUGUAUAUCUUUUCCCCUAACACACAUAAAAUCAAAAAGGAAGGAGCUAAAAAGAAAAAGAGUUUUAGUGGAAACUAAUCAUUUCACCAACACAAGAGAACUAAAAGGGAGACUGGAAAGAGGGAAAUUCCCCUCAAAUAGAAAGAAUGGAGGGCCAUCCUAUAUAAGCAGCCCACACUCAGGGAGGAAGCACAUUCACUCUGCAAAGGGCUGAAGACUCAGCUUCAGCAUCUACUAGCAGAACAGGUAGCCCUGUGCCUGUUUUCACCAUGACCUACCGGUGCCUCCUCCAGAUGGUUCUUCUGCUGUGUUUCUCCACCACAGCUCUCUCCAGGAACUACAGCUUGCUUCGAUUCCAACAAAGGAGAAGUGAUACGGUGUGUCAGAAACUCCUGCGGCAGUUACCUUCAACUCCUCAACAUUGCCUCGAGGUCAGGAUGGACUUCCAGGUCCCUGAGGAGAUGAGGCAAGCACAGCAGUUCCAGAAGGAAGAUGCCGUACUGGUCAUCUAUGAGAUGCUCCAGCAGAUCUUCAGAAUUCUCACCAGAGACUUCUCCAGCACUGGCUGGUCUGAGACCAUCAUUGAGGACCUCCUUGUGGAACUCCAAGGGCAGAUGGAUCAUCUGGAGCCAAUCCAGAAGGAAAUCAUGCAGAAGAAAAACUUCACCAUGGGAGACGUGACCAUUCUUCAUCUGAAGAAAUACAACCUCGUGCAGUACCUGAAGUCCAAGGACUACAACAGCGGUGCCUGGACAGUUGUGAGAGCAGAAAUGCUCAAGAACGUUUCUUUCCUGAAGAGCCUAACAGGAUACCUCCAAGACUGAACAUCUCCCACCUGUGGCUCUGGGAGUGGACAAUGUGAAGUUGACGUGAGACUCUUCAGCCAGCAGAGGCUCUUGAAGUAACUGACAAUACAAUGCACUGGAUUUCAAUGGACAGUUAAAGACUGUAAGCUAUUUUUAAAUUGAUUUAUGCAUUAUUUAUUUAUUUAAACUUUCAUAUGGGAAAUACAUUAUUUAUAAAACAAAAAUCAACGUGGCAGUUUCCAUGUCAACUUGAUUUAUGUGACAACACAUAUUAAAAAUUGCAGACCACCCUGGAGACAUUUAUUGCAAAGCAAGCCUGCAGAAUACUAGUUUUCUGGCCCCUGCCUUUGAGGGAUUUAAAACAGAAGGAAGACAUGUGGAAUGUUGACGUUAUAGGAAUACGCACCAUGUAUCCGUACAGUUUACCUGCUCUUGUCUCCUCCACUUCUUUAAAUGUAUCAGACAGCCCAUGCUGUAGGGUCAUUAAAAACUCUCAGAUGUGGUAAGCCCUCAAUAAAAAAUAAGUGAAAAAUAAUAUUCAAAAUACUAACAAGUUUACAUCCAUUAAAGAUAGAAAAGUAAAACUAUAUUAAAUACUUGUUUUAGUACAAAGAACAUAUAGUAUAAAUAAAACUUACUAAAAUGCUAUUGUUAAAUAUAAAACAUAUUUCAAUAUUCUACACUUAAUAUUUAAAAAGCAUUAUAUAAAUUUAUUAUGAA
This is a messenger RNA of Odocoileus virginianus texanus, 2000 nucleotides long. Lineage: Eukaryota; Metazoa; Chordata; Mammalia; Artiodactyla; Cervidae. The record is from RefSeq and is a predicted model, not a curated record.